AGUGUUCUGUGGUACAUGUAUUCUGUGCCAUGCCGUGAUCAUAUAAUUAUUAUUUUUUGUGUCAUGACGAUUUUGAUUUCGUAGACUGGUAUACAGUAAUCUGUGAUUUUGUAAAUAUCUGUCAUAGCACCUUACGUAAGGUGAAAUAAAAAUGGGUAAUAUUGUAUCAGCAGAGGGUGUGAAUAUAAAAUCAUUUGAAAAUAAAGACGGUCCUCCACCAGAAUGUCCUAUGCAUAACAAAACUAAGACGUCUAGUGCCAAAAAUCCAACAUCGGAGUGUCCAGUUCAGCAAGAAAAAAAUGAUGUUAAUCCUUAUAAUAUGAUGCCUCCAGCAAAUCAACAACCAGCCCCAGACCAGCCUUUUCCACUUCCAACAAAUCGACAAGUGUCAUCAAUCCCAAGAGCAAUGCCAGAUGGUUCUACUGAAUUUUGGGUGUACCCAAGCCAACAAAUGUUCUGGAAUGCCAUGUUACGGAAAGGCUGGCGUUGGAAAGAUGAUGACAUAAAACAAAAAGAUAUGGAGGACAUUAUUCGUAUACACAAUGCCAAUAAUGAACAGGUAAUAUUUCCUUUUAUGCAUAGAUUUAUUACAUAAGUACAGCCUAUUAAUUGUCCAUUGCCAAAAAAAGGCCUACCCAUUCAUUUGCUCCAGGGGGUAUAUUUUGGCAUAGAUACUCUGCUAGGUAUGUAGGUUGUCUAACAGCUUCUGUUAUUUUCAAUUGUUAUCAGUAAGUUUGGCUGCUCAUCUCCCAUGGUAUGGGGAUGUUGCAAUAUUUUCGCUAAUUUAAUAAAGCUCAUAUUAACUAUUAAGACUUAAUUAAAAUCACGGUGUGAACUGGUUGCUGUUCAGAGUUUUAAUAUUCUCUUUACCCAUUUUUAAAUUGUAAAAGAAAUGAUAAUGGAGAAGUUCCAUUUUUUUUAAUGGAUAAAUUAUAAAAAUUUGAGUAAAAUAAAACAAAAAUGUGAAAGAAUCAAUAAAAUAUAUCUAGAAAUGAAAAAGUUAUGGGACUCUGAAGUUGCACUUACAAGAAUAAUUUUGUUACACUCGACGCUCCGUCAUGUGACGUCAUUUGACCUAGACGACGCAGCACGUAUUCGCCGAGUAUGUACAAAUUUAUUAUUUUGUUAAUUAAUUACACAAUGGCAGAAGUUAAAAAAUGCCUACAAAUAUUGUAUUGUUCCUGUGUCUAAGCACACAACAGUUAAAAAUUCCAAUAAUUUUUUUUUCGUAUACCAAAUAAUACAACAACAGGUAUAAAGUUGUGUAAACUAAUGAACUGCAAUUUAAUUGGACCUAAAAGCACUAAAUAUGUGUGAGUGAAGAUCAUUUUGAUGUGAGUAACUAUUAUUAAAAGCAGCCUAUUUCUGAUUUGGAAGUAAAGACUAGUGAUGAGUAAUAAAGUUUGCGCGUUUACCGCUAAAAAGAACCCCUUUGUCGUAUCUCCUCAGUUUCAAGGCACUCCCCUUCUUGCCUCAGCCAGUAUCGGUAUCCUCGGAGUUGACAUAUCGAGUGACGUGCAGUUUCGUGGUCACUUGGAAGGGAAGGCCAAAUUGGCCUCUAAAAAGCUUGGCGUGCUCAGCAGAGCGGGACAGUAUUUCAUGCCGGCACACCGCCUGCUACUUUACAAGGCGCAAGUUCGGCCUCACAUGGAAUACUGUUCCCAUCUCUGGGCAGGGGCUCCCCAGUGCCAGCUCCUUCCACUUGACCGCAUCCAACGCAGAGCGGCUCGAAUUGUCGACGACCGAGCCCUUUCCGAUCGGCUCGAUUCAUUGGCACUGCGAAGAGAUGUUGCAUCCCUUUGCAUUUUCUUUAGCAUCUACCAUGGGGAGUGCUCUGAGGAAUUGUUCGGAUUAAUCCCAGCCGCCAAAUUUCACGAACGCACAUCGCGGUAGAACUCCCGAUACCAUCCACACCAUCUGGAUGAUUGGCGGUCCACCACUGUGCGAUUUAGAAGAUGUUUUCUUCCUCGCACGACCUCCUUGUGGAAUCGAUUACCAUCAGCGAUUUUUCCGGACCGAUACGACUUAGGGACCUUCAAGAAAAGAGCGUACUCCUUUUUAAAAGGCCGGCAACGCAUCUGCGAUUCCCCUGGUGUUGCAGUUGUUCAUGGGCGGCGGUAGUCACUUACCAUCAGGUGAGCCGCAUGCUCGUUUGCCCCCUCUCAUAUAAAAAAAAAAAAAACAAUUAUUUUAUAUUAUAAUAGUACAUGAUAUUCCCUUUAAAAUGACACCAAUAUCAAUAAUAUCUUAUAUACCUUCUCAAUAUACAUAAGUAUAUAAUGUUUACCUAAUAUAUAUAAUAAUAAAUAAGUAAAGAAAUAAAUAAAAAUAAGUUUUAAUCAUUUUUAGACACAUCUCAACAGAUAUUUUGUUUAUAAAUUGCUAUCAACGUGUUAAUAGUGAAUCAUUCUUUUAUAUUUAGCAUUCAUUUAACACAAGAAACUGAUUAGAAUGCAUUUUAACCGAUUCCUUGCGGCACCCAUUUUCGACAACUUUUAGCUGUGGCGGCGAACAAAUAUUUCAUGACACGCCGGGCGUGUUAAGCGCCACAGACAAAAAUGACACGCCUAUUGUGCCAUCCGCCAUGUAUAAAAGUAAUGUUCUUUUUAAAGUAUUUUUUACUUGUUUAGACCUAAUUAAGUUUAUUUGACAUCAAACAUAAGUUACAAAUGGAAGGAUACUUGUUUUUGGUGGGUAACUACGUGUUUUUUUACGCGUUUUCUUUGAAAUUGAGAGAAAGUGACUUUUUAUGAAGAGAUUACAAACCUUUUGUACUAUUUUUUGUUGUUAUAAAAAAUCAUUUGUAUAAGUAGGUACAGCUAAAUCACCCUGGAAACCUUGGUUUUUAUUAAAUUAAAUUUUCACCUAAUAAUAACAUUUGUAAAUAUCAAACAAUGAAGAACCUUAAUUUGAAAAAAAAAAAGGUACAUCAUUCAUUGAUAUUUACAAAUGUUAAAUAUUAUUUAAUGUUAUACCAAUGUAAAAGUAAAGUCUCUUAAAUAUGGCGUAAGCGAAGUAUUGCUCGUUUGAUGUAACUGUUCUUUUUAUAUCAAAUAAAUAAGAAAAACUAAAACAAGAAUGUGUAAAUUAAUUAUUUUAACAUGGUAGAAAAGCGUGGUUGAUAAGUUUCGAAAAAUACCCAGCUU
Parnassius mnemosyne (clouded apollo) is the source of this 3146-nucleotide messenger RNA. NCBI's taxonomy places the organism in Eukaryota, Metazoa, Arthropoda, Insecta, Lepidoptera, Papilionidae. The record is from the annotation of a GenBank genome assembly.